GAAACGCAAAGAAAACACUUUCCACUGAGUAUGUAUCUUGUGUAUAUAUUUUCAGUAACCGUGUGGAAGCCUGGACUAGGGAUGUUGACUUCCUGCUCCGACAAGAAGGGAGGCCCAUGGUGAAUCUUACUGGUGAUCGGAAACAUGUGAGAGUGAUGGAAGCAGAUUGGCGGAAUACUGAUAAAGCAGUAAAUUGGAUAAAGGAAGAAGCCAUUAACUUUACUCAACCAUUUGUUCUUUACUUGGGACUAAACUUACCACACCCAUAUCCAUCCCCUUAUGCAGGGGAAAAUUUUGGAUCCUCUACAUUUUUAACAUCUCCCUAUUGGCUUGAAAAGGUAACAUAUGAAGCUAUUAAAAUACCCAAGUGGUCUUCUCUUUCAGAGAUGCAUCCUGUAGACUAUUACUCAUCUUACACCAAGAAUUGCACAGGAAAGUUUACAAAGCAAGAAGUGAGAAACAUUAGAGCAUUUUAUUAUGCUAUGUGUGCGGAGACAGAUGCCAUGCUGGGUGAGAUUAUUUCAGCUCUGAGAGAUACUGGGCUUCUUAAAAAAACAAUCGUUAUAUUCACUGCAGAUCAUGGCGAACUUGCUAUGGAACACCGGCAGUUCUAUAAAAUGAGCAUGUAUGAAGGAAGUUCCCAUGUUCCUCUUCUAGUUAUGGGACCAGGUGUAAAAGAACAGCAGCAAGUACCAAAUGUGGUGUCUCUUGUGGAUAUAUAUCCUACUAUGCUUGAUAUAGCAAGAAUUCCUGUCCUGCAGAAUCUCAGUGGAUAUUCUCUUGUACCACUGCUACGUGGAAGGGCUGAAAACGGAGUGUCACCCAGAGGACCUCGGCCUUCGUGGGUGUUAAGUGAGUUCCAUGGAUGCAAUGUGAAUUCUUCCACGUACAUGCUUCGAACUGGCAAAUGGAAAUAUAUUGCCUACUCAGAUGGCCAUUCAGUACUUCCACAACUGUUUGACCUUACUGCCGAUCCAGAUGAGCUAACAAACGUUGCCAUAAAAUUCCCAGUAAUUGUACAUUCCUUGGACAAAAUACUCCGCUCUAUAGUAAACUAUCCAAAGGUUUCUUCUUCUGUUCAGGAGUAUAACAAAAGACAGUUUAUCAGUUGGAAACAAAGUUUGGGUCAGAAUUACUCAAAUGUUAUUGCCAACCUUAGGUGGCAUCAAGACUGGUUAAAGGAACCAAAAAAAUACGAGAAUGCAAUUGACAAGUGGCUUAGUCAAA
This is a messenger RNA of Phaethon lepturus (White-tailed tropicbird), 1227 nucleotides long. It is a transcript of the gene ARSK, whose product is annotated as arylsulfatase family, member K. NCBI's taxonomy places the organism in Eukaryota, Metazoa, Chordata, Aves, Phaethontiformes, Phaethontidae. The annotation marks the transcript as partial. The record is from RefSeq and is a predicted model, not a curated record. The transcript has 5 exons.